Molecule: messenger RNA, 1005 nt
Organism: Geosmithia morbida
Lineage: Eukaryota; Fungi; Ascomycota; Sordariomycetes; Hypocreales; Bionectriaceae
Product: Short-chain dehydrogenase
Exons: 2
Coding region: 1-1005 (334 amino acids)
Source: RefSeq, a predicted model, not a curated record
AUGCCCCAGGAUUCCGUCGUUGAGCAGAGGUAUACGUUGAGAGAGACCACUCCCCCUGACCGGUGGCAAAUCCAGGUCUACAUCGUGACGGGCGGCAACACGGGAGUAGGCAAGGAGACGGCGCGGAUCCUAUACUCCAAGAAUGCGCGCGUCUACGUGGCCGGGCGGUCGGCCGACAAGUCGCGCUCAGCCAUCGAGGAGAUCAGGGAGGCCUACCCCUCAUCGACGGGCCUCAUAGACUUCAUCUACCUCGACCUGGCCGACCUGACGACCAUCUCGGCCACGGCCGAGGCCUUCCUGGCCAGGGAGACGCGCCUGGACGUGCUGAUCAACAACGCCGGCGUGGGGUUCCUCGACAGGGCGCAGGAGACCAAGCAAGGCUUCGAGCUGCAGUUCGGCGUCAACGCCAUCGGCCACUUCGCCCUCGUGCGCCUGCUCACCCCCGUCCUGUGCGAGACGGCCAGGACGGCGCCCAGGGACAGCGUCCGCGUCGUGUGGGUCUCGUCGUCCGCGGCCGAGGGCCUCUCCCCGCAGGCUCUGAUGAGCUCCCUGGACCGCAUCAAGGACCUCUACAUCAGCCGCCAGUACUUCUGCAGCAAGGUGGGCAACUACCUCCACGCCGUGGAGUUCGCCGCCAUGUACAGGGAUGCCGGCAUCGUGUCGCUGUCCGCCAACCCUGGCAACCUCGACUCGGAUCUGUGGCGGGACCUCCCCCGUCUGCUCUACGCCUUCCUCCGCUCUACCUUCUUCUACCCUUCCGUCUACGGUGCCUAUACCGAGCUCUUCUGCGCGUGCUCGCCUGAUGUUACCCUCGAAAAGUCAGGUUCACACGUCGCUCCUUGGGGUCGAUUCUGGUCAGACCGCAUCUCCAAGGACAUGACGGACGCAGCAAAGUCCAAGGAGCAGGGCGGAUCAGGCAUAGCCCAUGAUUUUUGGAAGUGGUGCAGUGAAAAGGUUGAUCCUUUCCUGCCAGAGAACCAUCAGCGCACAGUUCAGACCUCUUGA